AUGGCUCCAAACAACAGAGGCAACCUUUUCUUUCGUAUUUUCGAAUACAAGACCGAAAAAUUUGUUGUUGUAACAAAUAAGAAAGUUGGGGUGUUGUUUAGACUGUUUCAGCUGGCCGUAAUCGGAUACCUUAUCGGUUGGGUUUUCAUAUGGAAUAAGGGAUACCAGGAGAAGGAGGAGACAGUCCAGAGCUCGGUUAUGACAAAGCUGAAGGGCGUCACAUUCGCCAACAGCUCAAAGACUGGUCUUUCCAUGUGGGGACCAGAGGACUACGUCAUCCCAUCCCAGGGGACUCAUGUCUUCUUUGUUGUAACAAAUUAUAUUGAAACACCAAACCAAACACUUGGUUUCUGCCCUGAGAAUACAAAAGUCCUAGAUGCUAAUUGCUUGCAUGAUACAGACUGUGCAGAAGGGGAAACGGUUGCUCGUGGCAACGGUGUGAAGACUGGACGCUGUAAUAAUGGGACAAAGACCUGUGAGAUACAUGGCUGGUGCCCUGUCGAGAGCAGUCACAUACCACCUGAGCCUUUACUCGGAAAAGUGGAAAACUUCACGAUCUACAUCAAAAACUUCAUCAAGUUUCCAAAAUUCGACGUAACCAGAUCUAACGUGCUGGACACCACGAAUGACUCCUAUCUGAAGACAUGUACCUACGACAAAGUGCAGCACCCUCAUUGCCCCAUCUUUCGGGUGGGAGAUGUAGUCCGCUGGACGGGUUACAGUUUCAUGGAUCUGGCCGUGCGGGGUGGGUCCAUUGGAAUUGCAGUAGACUGGAAUUGUGACCUGGAUAAAGACUACUCCCUGUGUGUACCUCAUUACACUUUCAGUCGUCUGGACUUGCAGGGAGACUCAAAAGCUUCGGUGAAAUCUGGUUAUAACUUCAGAUAUGCCCAGUACUUUAAAGAUGAGAGAGGGACGAUCCAUCGUACCCUGUUUAAAGUGUUUGGGAUUCGAUUUGACGUCAUGGUGGAUGGAGAGGCAGGACAAUUCAGUAUCAUCCCCACUGUGGUUAAAAUAGGCUCUGGGCUUGCUUUAAUGGGCAUUGGAACAUUUCUCUGUGACAUUAUCCUUCUCUAUAUCACCGGAGAGAGUUCCGUCUACAGAGAGAGGAAAUUUGAGUCCAUGAAAAAAACACAGAAGAAAGAGGGUCGCACAGCAACAGCCUGUCCCGACAAUCUCGUCUCCGACUGCCCCCAAAAACAGAGAGCAUCAAAAGAAAAACAUGCCGUUAUCCUCAGCAUCGAGAAAAAGACCUCUGAGGGUGGAAUCAGAUGUUACUCUUCCUGUGGCUCAGGGCCUACAGCCACUGAAAAACUCUGUCAUACACCGACCCCGACUCCGACCCCGACUUCAGAUCAUUUGCCUCGACAUUCCCAAGACACACUCCGUGGUCGAAAAGUACUUGAAAGCCUUUUUGUGCUUAAUGGGUAA
Molecule: messenger RNA, 1431 nt
Organism: Chanos chanos (milkfish)
Lineage: Eukaryota; Metazoa; Chordata; Actinopteri; Gonorynchiformes; Chanidae
Gene: p2rx5
Product: purinergic receptor P2X, ligand-gated ion channel, 5
Exons: 13
Coding region: 1-1431 (476 amino acids)
Biological process (GO): calcium ion transmembrane transport; response to ATP
Cellular component (GO): plasma membrane
Molecular function (GO): extracellularly ATP-gated monoatomic cation channel activity; purinergic nucleotide receptor activity
Source: RefSeq, a predicted model, not a curated record